Molecule: messenger RNA, 1359 nt
Organism: Darwinula stevensoni
Lineage: Eukaryota; Metazoa; Arthropoda; Ostracoda; Podocopida; Darwinulidae
Source: the annotation of a GenBank genome assembly
ACAUUUUUUGGAAAGGAAUCAUUGAACAAUUCCUCAGAUGAGGAAUGGAAUAUAUUGAAAAAUGUAUUUGACAAUGAAUUGAACAAUUCCGGAAAGUUGUGGUUCUUCAAACGAGGGUCGAUGAGGCCCUUCCCCGGAGCCGUCAGUGCCCGAUCCCUUAUCCCAUCUGAGGGACGCGAAGACGACCGAAUCCUGAACCAACUCAUGUAUUCCAAGAAACACGACGCCAAAGAGGGCCCGACGAAGCUGAAGACCAUCCUCUUAUACGACGGCACCUGGCCCGACGUCCGACUCGGACGGGAUCACUUCUUGCAUCAGCGAUGCCCCGUGGACGCAUGCCGACUGACGAAGGAGAAUACCGAGGCCGCAGACGCCGUGCUCUUCAAGGAAUCCACCCCGAAAAUAACAAACCUCCACCGCUCUCAGUCCACCCCGAAAAUAACGAACCUCCACCGCUCACCGGGCCAGCUCUGGAUCGCGUAUCUAUUGGAGAGUCCCCUCAACACCGAAUUCUCCGGCUGGACCGACAUCGACUGGACCGCCUCUUACAGACGCGACAGCGACAUCGUCACCCCCUACGAGAAAUGGGUCUACUACGACCCCGAGGUGAAAUUCAAGGCCCAGACUCGGAACUACGCCGCAGGAAAGACGAAGAAAAUGGCCUGGUUCGUCUCGAACUGCUACGCCCACAACCACCGCACUCAAUACGCCCUCGAACUCGCGAGGCACAUCGACGUCGACGUCUACGGCGAAUGCGGCGACCUCGAAUGCCCUCGCUCCGACGAGGACUGCUUCCGCAUGCUCGCCAGGGACUACAAGUUCUACCUGGCCUUCGAGAAUUCCAACUGCAAGGACUACAUCACGGAGAAGUUCUUCGUGAACGGGCUCGGAAACGACAUCUUGCCCAUCGCGAUGGGCGCACCCCCAGAAGACUACAAGAAGGCGGCGCCGGAGGACUCCUAUCUGCACGUGGACAACUUCACGUCGCCGGCGGAGCUGGCCGCCUUCCUCCACGAGCUGGACCGGGACGACUCCCGGUACAACCGGUACUUCCGGUGGAGGGGGACCGGGGAGUUCGUCGACACCCGGUUCUUCUGCCGGCUCUGCGCCGCGCUCCACGCCCGGGACGACGUCCCGGACGGCGUCCACGUCCGGUCCCGAUCGGGACUCCGAGCCUGGUGGGAGGGUCCCGACGUCUGCAGGCGAGGCUCUUGGAGUCAUCUUCCUCAUUGGUAUAUUUAUGUAUUAUUGGUCGCCCCCAGACUGCGACCCGUUGUGGACCUUGCUCCUCUCCUGGUCGGGUGUCUGCUGACUCUGAGGUCAUCAGCAUCAGCAUCAGCAUCAGCCACGCAAACGUAA